GCUCCCCACCCAUUUCAAUCGCAUGCCCCCUCCCAUUCCUCCUCACACCCUCCUCCUCCCCCCUCUCAUCUCUUUUCUCUCCUCUCUCAACCCACAACAAAUAGCAAACACCACCCCACCGCACCCACAACAUAAAAACUCCUCUCAUGGCAGUUGAAGCUCACCAUCUUCGCCUCUUCCCCUCCCAACUCCUUAGAAACAGAGAAAUCAUCAACGCGGGGGAGAACCAAGCCAGCAACUACAACACCCAAAUGAGCUUCGUCGCGCCGGUCUCCGGCACCACCGGCUCCUUCAUCCCUUUGUACAAUCCUACCACCCACGCCGCCGCCUCCGAGAGCAGUCUCACCUUCAACAACCUUGCUGCCACCACCGCCGCCGUGACCCUCCCUAAGAAGAGAUUGCGCGACUCCGACCACCCGCUCUCCUUCCUCGGCGAAGACAUCUCCUCCCACGUCCACCAGCAGAUGCUCGACAUCGAUCGACUCAUCGUCCAGCACGUAGAGAACUUGAGAGUGGAGUUGACGGAACGGCGAAAGCGUUUCGCGCGGCAGAUCCUGGCUGCGAUCGAGGAGAGAGUAUCGAAACGUCUAAAGGCUAAAGAAGAGGAGAUCGAGAGGAUGGGCAAGCUCAACUGGGCGUUGGAGGAGCGCAUCAAAAGCCUGUGCGUGGAGAACCAGAUAUGGAGGAAUAUGGCUCAGACCAACGAGGCCACGGCGAAUGUUCUCCGAACCAAUUUAGAGCAGGUCCUUGCAGCCCAGAUGAAGGUGGAGGAGGAGCACAAGGUCGAGGCCGCCGCCGGCGGUGGCGCCACCGAUGUCGAGGACGCCGAGUCGUGCUGCUGCGGCGAGAACCAGGAAGAGGAGGGAAAAGUGAUGGUGAGUGGGUGGCAGAGGUUGUGCCGGAAUUGCCGGGUAAACGAGCCGUCGGUGCUGCUGCUGCCGUGCCGGCAUCUCUGCUUGUGCGCGGCCUGCGGUCCGGCGAUCGAUGCCUGCCCCAUCUGUAAAUGCUGCAAAAAUGGCACUGUCAAUGUGAACAUGUCCUGACUCCAAGAAUAAACAUAUGAGAUAAGAUGCUGCUUUGGUUCCUUCUUUUCUUCAAAUUAUGUCCAUAGUUUGUUAGAUAAAAGAAAUUUGUUUUAUUAUUUAUAUAUCUACUCAUUUAUAAAUCCAGUAGUACUACUAUGGGUAGUACAAUUUGUACAUUUUGUUGAUUUACUUGUAAUUAUUUAUUUAUUUUUUUAAUUGUGGUGAUUGUGGUUCCUUCCUUCAAUCCUGGCUUUUCCAGCUCUCGGCCAAAAACAGAAGAAACCAAACCAAAAAGGCAAGAAAAUAACAACAACGAGGGGACAUCACCACGUGCCACGUGUAAUGUCACCCGGCACGUCGGACGCCGAGGCGCGGGCCCCACCUCACGUACCCGCUAUGCACGGCGUGGACUUCACUCCCCCCCGCGCUGCGGGAUGGAAAAAACCAGACGAAGCCAAAGCCUUGCUCCAUCUCCAAGCAUGCGAGCGUCCAGAAAGCAAUCGACGGUUGAUGAUGGGUUAUAGAGGAUGGUUUUGGAGUAUAGGCGUCACAGGGUUCACCGAGAGACGGCGAAUGCGGGGUUUGUUUGGGGUGUCAUCGCGGAGCGAGUUAAGUUAAGCGGUUGCCGGACGAACAGGACAAAAAGAGGCGGGAAAAAUCCCGGCCGCCCGGCCCGGGCCAGGCGACAACGUAGCUGGGGGAUAGCGCUUCGUUCGGGCGGACCCCACCGCCCCCCCACGUGAACUGACCUUGAGACCUGGUGGGGCCACGUGAGGAUAUCACGUCGUGGCACCUUAAAAUCCCGCCACGUGGUCGCAGCCACACUUCCCAUGGACCCAUCGUGGGGCCCACCUCUUCCACUAUCGAGUUCCGAUCGAUCUGGGCCGUCUGAUGCUUGAUAUUUCUAAGGCAACACUGUGCGGCGGUGAUGGUUUCAGCGGAGUCGUCAGCUUCUUGUCACCGCUCAUCAUGGAGGGGGAGUGGGGGGAGGGACCACCAAAUAUGCCGGUGGUCCCACGGCAGCGUUAUUUGGGCCUUUUUAGCCAUCUAACCCACCUCCGCUGUCUCACUUGGCCUCUACCGGUCGAAACUAUUGACCUAAACCGCGUUCACACCAUCUCAUCCUUUUUGUCGUUUAGAGGUGGUCCAUGAUCUCAAAAACUGCAAGCCUUUACUUCCUUACAGUAUCAUUAUUUUUUAAUUGAAAUAAAUAAUUCACAUCAUUCUCA
Molecule: messenger RNA, 2254 nt
Organism: Elaeis guineensis (African oil palm)
Lineage: Eukaryota; Viridiplantae; Streptophyta; Magnoliopsida; Arecales; Arecaceae
Product: probable BOI-related E3 ubiquitin-protein ligase 3
Biological process (GO): regulation of programmed cell death
Molecular function (GO): ubiquitin-protein transferase activity
Source: RefSeq, a predicted model, not a curated record